AUGUUCCCUAUCGCUGGCCUAGCACUAUCAGCCUGGUUGCUAUACGUCUUGGUCAAAGCAAUCUGGGGAUGGCAAGCCAAACUACCUGGUCCCUGGUAUACAAACAUCACCAGCUUCGUACUGAAAUAUCACGAAUUCACAAAAAAUCGUCGACUAUGGAUUCAUGAAUUGCAUAGAACAUAUGGACCAGUUGUUCGUGUGGCUCCGAAUGAAGUCUCAUUCUCGAACCUGGAAGGAAUGAAGGAGAUUUAUCAGAGCGGAAGGAGUGGAUACGACAAGACUGAGUUUUAUGAUUUAUUUAAGCAAUAUGGGUAUCGGACGUUGUUCACGACGCCGAGCAAGGUUGAUCAUGCUACGAGGAGGAGGAUACUUGCAGAUAGGUAUUCGAUGACGAAUUUUCUUCGUGCGCCGAUGCUUGAAGGGUUUGAGAAGAGGGCUGCGUCGGUAUUGAAGCAAUGUGAAGCAUCUCGUGGUGGUUAUCUGGAUGUCUACGUCACCCUGCAUUGUUAUGCAUUGGACUGCGCUUCGCAUUUUCUGUUCAAUCCUGGCGGAACAGAUACUUUGAAUAACGUGGAAGACUUCAAACUCAUGCAAGAGCUGUCGUAUCAUGAUAGUAUCAAACAACGAUAUAUCCAACAUUACUGGCCAGCCUUGAACAAGAUCUUCGCAUCUUUCCUCAGCCCUAAGCGAGUAUCUCUUUCGAGAAGCUAUGUUCUUGAACAAGCGCAUCAACAAAGCCCUCACGAGUCAUCUCUCAUGCACAAAUUGCAAAGCAAGUCUUCUGAGCUCGCUCCAAUCGAGAUGGCAGCGGAAUGCAUGGAUCAUAUGGCGGCUGGAAUUGACACUACCGGGGAUAGUCUUUGUUUUCUGAUGUAUGAACUGUCGCUGCCGCGCUCACAACAUAUACAGCAACGCCUUCGCCAGGAGAUCUCCCAGAAUCCGGAUGCAAGGAUAAAUGAAUUACCGUAUCUUGAUGCUGUUAUCAAAGAGGGUCUACGCCUCUUUGCGCCAAUCCCGAUGAGUUUGCCUAGAUAUGUUCCUGAAAAUGGCAGAAAUAUCUGUGGUUAUGACUGCCCUGAAGGCGCCAUAGUGAGCUGCCAGGCAUACUCGCUUCAUUUAGUGAAUACAGGGGCGUUUCCGAAUGCCGAGUCAUUCAUGCCUGAGAGGUGGUUGCAGAAAGAAGGAGAAGCCGAGAGGAAUAGACUGUUCUUUGCUUUUUCUGCUGGUGGACGAGGGUGUAUAGGUAAACACAAUGGUGGAAAUGAAGACGUUAUUGCGGGGGAUCUAUAG
Messenger RNA from Talaromyces marneffei, 1290 nucleotides. RefSeq lists its product as uncharacterized. Gene Ontology annotation, molecular function: oxidoreductase activity, acting on paired donors, with incorporation or reduction of molecular oxygen; monooxygenase activity; iron ion binding. The record is from RefSeq and is a predicted model, not a curated record. The transcript has 5 exons. Lineage: Eukaryota; Fungi; Ascomycota; Eurotiomycetes; Eurotiales; Trichocomaceae. Bases 1 to 1290 code for a protein of 429 amino acids.